Molecule: messenger RNA, 5582 nt
Organism: Salmo salar (Atlantic salmon)
Lineage: Eukaryota; Metazoa; Chordata; Actinopteri; Salmoniformes; Salmonidae
Source: RefSeq, a predicted model, not a curated record
GGCGACAACGCAACAAGCUGCCCAAAUUGCGGCCUUCCCGACAGUAGGCAACCGGUAACUGACAAAAGAAAGGAAACACUUUAGUAAAUGAGUGAUACAACGUUUAUGUUAUGGUGUGGGGUAUAUUUUCCUGGCAUGAUUUAGGUCCACUUGAUGAAUCUAUGCCAAGGCACAUUGAAGCUGUUCUGGCAGCUUGUGGUGGCCCAACACCAUUUUACGACACUUUAUGUUGGUGUUUCCUUUAUUUUGGUUAUUACCUGUAUGUGCUUGUGAUAAAAUGUAAUCCAUAGGUAUUUUUUUUUACUAUUGGUCCUCUGUGUCUAAAUGAUGCUCUCUGGUGUAUUUUGAACAUUGAGAGCGGGCGCCUGUGGUUGGAUAAAAUAAUAAAAACAAUAACGAAAUAGUUUUUGUUGUUGUUUUUUUUCCUCUUGCGCCCACUAUGGGCUUGGGCCAGCACACAAUUGACCAGUCACAUUUAUUUAUUAUGUAGUUAAUUUUUUGUAUUUUUAUUAACCGAGACAGGGCCCCCCAGUUACCCACGUGGGCCCCCUACCUCCUCUCCUCCCCCAUCUGACGAUUAGCAGAGCAGCAGUAGACCGCAGCUGGCUAUCUACUGUACACUCACUGAGAGCGGGCUCCUGAAUCCUCCUGUGGAUCCUCCUGUUGGCGGUUGCACUCAUUUCAGCUGAAGAUGACAGGCCAGGUAACCGACAGAGACUUGUCCCCCCAUCGUCUCUCAGUGAAGACCACUGUGGAGGAGGAGACAGAGAGGGAGAGAGCUGAGAGUACUCUCAGCAGAGUGCCAUCAGAAUGUGAUCAUGAUAAUGAUGACACAUCCUCAGAGCUGGCACGGGUGGCCGCUCUCGAUGGUGGAAACAACUCAAGGAACUCUUUUCAAGGACGGGGAGCUCUGUCUAGAUUAGUGAAUUUGGUGGUGAUUCUGAGGGAGUGGGCACACAGGAGCCUUCUAGAGGAGGAGGAGCGGCCAGACUCUUUCUUGGAACGCUUCCGUGGCCCUGAGCUAAGGACUGCCCCUAGUCGCAUCAGCAAUACGCAGCCUGAUGCCAAUGGCAACAAUACCAAAGGGAGAUUUAGGAACAAAUGGGGUGUGUUCGUUGUGUCCCCAUCAGACGACAUGUACUACCGUUGGCUGUUUGUUAUUGCUAUAGCUGUGCUCUACAACUGGAUCCUCAUUGUGGCUAGGGCGUGCUUUGACAAACUGCAGACAAGCAAUUACAUCUGCUGGUUGGUGCUGGACUACCUUUCAGACGCUGUGUACAUCUUGGACACAUGUGUCCGACUCCGCACAGGGUUUCUGGAGCAGGGUCUGCUGGUGAAGGACCUCUCCAAGCUGAGAGACAGCUACGUCCGCACAUUUCAGUUCAAGCUGGAUGUCGUGUCCAUCCUACCCACUGAUCUGGCCUACAUAUCCACAGGAAUCCACACCCCAGAGCUCAGAUUCAAUCGCCUGCUGCGCUUCCCACGCAUGUUUGAGUUCUUUGACCGCACUGAGACACGCACAAACUACCCCAACAUCUUCCGCAUCUGCAACUUGGUGCUCUACAUCCUGGUCAUCAUCCACUGGAACGCCUGCAUCUACUUUGCUAUUUCCAAAUCUCUAGGGUUUGGCUCUGAUACCUGGGUGUACCCCAACAUCUCCAACCCUGAGUAUGGCUCCCUAACCCGGGGCUAUGUCUACUGCCUGUACUGGUCCACCCUCACCCUCACCACUAUUGGAGAGAUGCCUGCACCUGUACGAGAUGAGGAGUAUCUUUUUGUGGUCUUUGACUUCCUCGUUGGGGUACUGAUCUUUGCCACAAUUGUGGGUAAUGUUGGCUCCAUGAUUUCCAACAUGAAUGCCACACGUGCAGAGUUUCAGGCCCGUAUUGAUGCCAUCAAACACUACAUGCACUUUCGCCGGGUCAGCAAGGAGCUGGAAGCACGCGUCAUUAAGUGGUUUGACUACCUCUGGACUAAUAAGAAAGCAGUGGAUGAGCAGGAGGUAUUGAAGAACUUGCCUAACAAAUUGCGGGCUGAGAUCGCCAUCAAUGUGCACCUGGAGACCCUGAAGAAAGUCCGUAUCUUUCAGGACUGUGAGGCUGGACUGUUGGUGGAGCUGGUGCUGAAACUCCGGCCACAGGUCUAUAGCCCAGGGGACUACAUCUGCCGCAAAGGGGACAUAGGGAAGGAGAUGUACAUCAUCAAAGAGGGGAAGCUGGCAGUGGUGGCAAAUGACGGGGUCACACAGUACGCCCUCCUCACCGCCGGCAGCUGCUUUGGGGAGAUAAGUAUCCUCAACAUCCAGGGCAGCAAAAUGGGAAACCGUAGGACGGCCAAUAUCCGCAGCAUCGGCUAUUCUGACCUCUUCUGCCUCUCUAAGGACGACCUGAUGGAAGCAGUGACCGAGUACCCUGAUGCUAAGAAGGUGCUGGAGGAGAGGGGGAAGGAGAUCCUUAUGAAGGAGGGCCUCUUGGAUGAGAAUGCAGAGGCUGGCAGACUGGGUGGAGAGGACACUGAGGAGAAGGUGGAGAGGCUGGAGUCCUCUCUGGACACCCUGCAGACGCGCUUCGCCCGCCUGCUCAGCGAGUACACUGCCACACAGCAGCGGCUAAAGCGGCGCAUCACCAACCUGGAGCGCCAGCUGUGCCACACGGGCUGCGGGAUCCUCUCAGACGCAGACCUCUCUGACGAAGACUCAGCUUCUGAGGCAGAGGCAGACACUCUGGCUGCUGCCAAUACCGUUGAGCAGGGUGACCAUGGAAAUGAUGAGCCGACUGAAUCCACUGUUCAAACUUGAAAGCUGCCUGAGACCAUGGCUCUAGGCCUAGCACUUUCUAAGCACUUUCAAACUCACAAGGUUAUGCACAAAUUUACAAUACAUUUCCUUCCUAAUAAGAAAAUAAUUUUCAUAUUAACUUUAUGACUGUUGCAUUAAGAGGCUGUGCCUUCAGAAAGUAUUCACACCCCUUGACUUGUUCCAUAUUUUGUUUUAUUACAGCCUGAAUAUGAAAUGGAUUAAAUUUAGAUUUCGUGUCACUGGCCUACACACAAUACCCCAUAAUGACUAACCGGAAUAGUUUUUUUGCAAUUUUUACAAAUCAAUUAAAAAUGAAAAGCUGAAAUGUCAGUAAGUAUUCAACCCCUUUGUUAUGGCAAGCCUAAAUAGGUUCAGGAGUAAAAAUGUGCAUGGACUCAUUAUGUGUGCAAUAAUAAUGUUUAACAUGAUUUUUGAAUGACUACCUCAUCUCUGUACCGCACACAUUCAAUUAUCUGGAAGGUCCGUCAGUCGAGCAGUGAUUUUUCAAACACAGAUUCAUUCACAAAGACCAAGGUUUUCCAAUGCCUCGAAAAGAAGGGCUCCUUUUGGUAGAUAAAUAACAUAAAAAACAGACAUUGCAUAUCGCUUUGAGUAUGGUGAAGUUAUAAUUACACUUUGGAUGGUGUAUCAAUACACCCAGUCACUACAAAGAUACAGGCGUCCUUCCUAACUCAGUUGUCGGAGAGGAAGGAAACCGCUCAGGGAUUUCACCAUGAGGCCAAUGGUGACUUAAAAACAGUUACAGAGUUUAAUGGCUGUGAUAGGAGAAAACUGAGGAUGGAUCAACAACAAUGUAGUUACGCCACAAUACUAACCUAAAUGACAAAGGGAAAAGGAAACCUGUACAGAAUAAAACAAUUCCAAAACAUGCAUCUUGUUUGCAAUAAGAAACCAAUGUAAAACUGCAAAAGACGUGGCAAACAAAAUCACUUUAUGUCCUAAAUACAAAGCGUUAUGUUUGGGGCAAAUCCAACACAACACAUCACUGAGUACCACUCGUCAUAUUUUCAAUCAUGGUGGUGGCUGCAUCAUGUUAUGGGUAAUGUCUGCCAUCGGCAAGGACUAGGGAGUUUUUUAGGAUAAAAAGAAUGGAGCUAAGCACAAGCAAAAUCCUAGAGGAAAACCUGGUUCAGUCUGCUUUUCAACAGACACUGAGAGACAAAUUCACAUUUCAGCAGGACAAUAACCUAAAACACAAGGCCAAAUAUACACUGGAGUUGCUAACCAAGACGACAUUGAAUGUUCCUGAGUCGUCUAGUUGUAGUUCUGAUUUAAAUUGGCUUGAAAAUCUAUGGCAAGACAGAUGUCUUGCAAUAAUAAACAACCAACUUCACAGAGGUUGAAGAAUUUUUUAAGAAUAAUGUGCAAAUAUUGUACAAUUCAGGUGUGCAAAGCUCUUAGAGACUUACCCAGAAAGACUCACAGCUGUAAUUGCAGCCAAAGGUGUGAAUACUUACGUAAAUUAGAUAUUUAUGUAUUUCAUUUUCAAUAAAUUUGCAAAAUAUUCUACAAACAUGUUUUCAAUUUGUCAUUAUGUGGUAUUGUGUGUAGAUCAUUGAGAGAGAAAAUCAAUUUAAUCCAUUUUGAAUUCAGGCUGUAACACAACAAAAUGUGGAAUAAGUCAAGGGGUACGAACACUUUCUGAAGGCUCUGUAUGUAACAAACAUAACUGUGAAUAUCAAGUAUUUUCUUUGAGUUCAAUGCCAAGAUAAGAUGUAGAGUUCUUUAAGUAGAAUAAUAAUACGAAUAUAGGGUAGAGCAAUGAGUUGCAGGCGUAUACACACAAGUCACAUGCAGUCAUUUUCCACAUCCUUAACCCCAAAGGUAGGUUACAUGAGAACAGAUAAGCAGCACAGAGGGUAAGACUCCGAUCCUGGAAAGUGCCCUCAACCAACCUCAUAUAACUCUUACCUAAUGAUGAAGUGGGCCAACAACAGAGCAAUCAGCAGCCCCUAGAACAGUAUCUGGUGGAUUUCAUGGUCUUGGAGAUUUGUUGUAUACCCUGAAAACAUUUGGUAUUUUGACAGAAUUUCAUUACCAUACUGUGGCCUGUAAUGUGUUUAGUAAUCAUGAAAAUAUUGUCUUUACAGCUAAUAGUUGUAUGACCUACCAAGUCUUUGAACACAGUUAACUAAUUCAUGGCAUAUGUGUUCUAAUGUGAAUUAAAAUGUUUGCAGCCCAACAGGGCUUACUCUAAGGUUACUCAUAACCCACUGGACACAAUCUGGUUGAAUCAACGUUGUUUCAACAUAAUUUGUCAACGUAUUGUGCCGUUGAAUCUAUGUUUGAAACAUCUGGAUUUGCAAAAAGUCAUGAACCAGUACUGUUUUCAUAUCAUUUCAACCAGCAUUGCAAACAUCGAAAUUAUGGUAAAACUUAAACUUAAAUACAAUGACUUAACCUGACUAACAGGUUGUUACAUCAAUCUAAUUUCAACAUAAUCCUCAAAACUAUCUAUACGUUGAAAUUGUGUUGAAUAUUCCUCGCAGAAUGGUUAAAAAUCUCACGUAGAAUCUACAUGGAAAUUGCAACUAAAUUUAUUUAAUGUGGUGUUGUAAAUACAAUUGAACAUGCAACACCAGAUCCAGGUCACAUUUUCAUCAUAUUUUAGAUGUUGACAUUUUUGCAUAUUCUUACUAUUUAAUCAAUGUCUCUUUUUCAUCCUAUAUUCAAUUGGGUGGUUGAAAUUAUGUUGAAUUUCAUAUUUGAUAAAGAAAAUGUAUUUUACCUUGUUUCAAAGUUGAUAAUAAAAUGGUAUGUUUGA